Molecule: messenger RNA, 2565 nt
Organism: Colius striatus (speckled mousebird)
Lineage: Eukaryota; Metazoa; Chordata; Aves; Coliiformes; Coliidae
Gene: PRCP
Product: prolylcarboxypeptidase
Exons: 9
Coding region: 110-1552 (480 amino acids)
Biological process (GO): angiogenesis involved in wound healing; regulation of blood vessel endothelial cell migration; proteolysis
Molecular function (GO): dipeptidyl-peptidase activity; serine-type exopeptidase activity
Source: RefSeq, a predicted model, not a curated record
CCGCCGGUCGCCGCGGGGCCGCCCCCUCCGCCGGGUCCCCGCGGGGCCGGCCCGGCCCGGGGCAGCUAUAAAGGGGAGUGGCAGUGGCUGCCUGCUCUUCUUUCUGGCCAUGCUGCGACUGCUGCUGUGCCUGCUGCUCGUGGGCGCGUCGGGCGCCCUGCCCGUCCCGCGUCUCCGCCGCCGCCGGGCCGCCGCGCCGCCAGCCGGGCCCUACGUCACGCGUUACCUCAGGCAGCAGAUUGAUCACUUUGGGUUUGAUGAAAAUCUCACGUUCCAGCAGCGGUAUUUAGUAGCAGAUCAGCACUGGAAGAAAGACAAUGGGCCAAUACUGUUUUAUACAGGCAAUGAAGGAGACAUCACGUGGUUCUGCAACAAUACGGGUUUUAUGUGGGAUGUGGCUGAAGAACUUAAUACCAUGUUAGUAUUUGCUGAACAUAGAUACUAUGGAGAAUCUUUGCCCUUUGGGAAUGAAUCUUUCAGCGAUUCCAAACAUCUGAAUUACCUGACCUCAGAACAAGCUCUGGCAGACUUUGCAGUCCUAAUUGAGUACUUAAAGACGACCAUUCCAGGAGCCCGUCACAGUCCUGUCAUAGCUGUAGGAGGGUCGUAUGGAGGAAUGCUUGCAGCCUGGUUUAGGAUGAAGUACCCCCAUGUGGUAGUUGGAGCUCUGGCAGCCUCUGCCCCUAUCUGGCAGUUUGGUGAUUUGGUUCCCUGUGGCACUUUCUUCAGCAUAGUGACCAAGGAUUUCAAAAUGAGUGGGACAGGCUGCUCAGAAAGCAUCCGGAAUUCCUGGAAUGCCAUUAACAACCUUUCCUCAACAGGUGCAGGUUUACAGUGGCUUUCCAACACAUUUCAUUUGUGCAGCCCAUUAAAAAAUCUUCAGGAUGCUAUUAUGUUGAAAAAUUGGCUGACUGAAACAUGGAUAAACUUGGCUAUGGUGGACUAUCCCUAUAAAGCUGACUUCUUGCAGCCUCUGCCAGCUUGGCCAAUCCAGGAAGUCUGCAAAUUCUUGAAGGAUCCCAGUCUCUCUGACAAAUUGUUGCUGCAGAAUGUUUUUCAGGCAGUAAAUUUAUACUACAACUAUUCAGGAGAAGCCUCAUGCUUUGAUACAUCUGAGACUGCAACAAAGAAUCUGGGCCUAUUGGGUUGGUACUAUCAGGCUUGCACUGAGAUGGUGAUGCCCAUGUGUGCAGAUGGUGUCAAUGACAUGUUCGAGCCUCAGAAGUGGGACUUGGAUGCAUUUUCAGAAGAGUGUUACAGGCUGUGGGGAGUGAGGCCUCGCCCCUCUUGGAUUCUUUCUAUGUAUGGAGGGAAAAACAUCAGUUCACACAGCAACAUUGUUUUCAGCAACGGCGGGCUGGACCCGUGGUCUGCAGGUGGGGUGACCCGGAACAUCACCGAUUCCCUUGUGGCCAUCGUCAUCCCAGAUGGAGCCCAUCACCUGGACCUCCGCAGCCGCAACCCUUUGGACCCCAAAUCUGUGCAGCAAGCUCGAGCCUUGGAAAUCUGCUACAUGAAGCAGUGGAUUGAAAAGGCCAGGCACAGCCACUGAAGGGAUACCACAGCAUCAUGGUCUGCUGGCUUGGCUGGGAGGAGGCACAGGCCUUACCACACAGUCAUUUCAAACUUCACUCCUGCUUCCUCACCCAUGUUGCGGUGCCAGCUGUUGCUUGUUGCCCACGAGAGAGGCAGGUGGAUGGAGAGCAUUGUCAGAGAAUAAACCUCAGUCAAAGUGUGGGGAUUUCUCUGGCUUGCUUUCCUCUUCUACUCGUCUCAAAUGAUGUUCUUUAGCAUAAAACAAAGAGCUCCUGUUCUAGGCUUGAUGCUUUCCUCCCUGUGCUGGCUGAUUGUUUUGACAAUCAGUGGAUUAAAUGGUAAUGCUGAUGAUGAUGAAACUCCUGCUGCCUUCAGUUGGACUGAAUUUCAGACAUGCCCAGCUGCUGUAAACUCAUGGCACAGGCAUGGAAAUGAUGAGGGCACAGAAAUUGCAUCUUGCUGUGAUGUUUGGUGGAGAGAAGGGCAGUCAUGGGGAAACUGACUGUGCUAUUUGUAAAGAACCUAAACAGCCUUUGGAAUCAAUGCUGGAAAAUAAGUAUUUUUUUUUCCUUAGUUUUCUGGCAGCUUGUUAACCAAAGCUGCCUCAGGUGGCUUCUCUGUUAUGUUCUGUGCUGUGCUGAAUGGUCGGGGCUGGGCCCAGACUCACUGCCCAUAACUGCCUGAGCAUCCACAAGCUGCAUCAGGGUUUUAUUUCUUCCUUUGCAGUUUGUCCUAAUUCUGAAAAUAUCUGCCACUGUGUGGAUGGUUGCCAAAGAAAACUCUGAGUGUAUUGUGUGUGUGUGUGUGUAUCCCCCACAAACACCUGGCUUUUUCAAAUCAGGAAGCUUUCGAAGCUGGUCUCUUGAAGAGCAAAUGUGAUACUUUUGCUGGCUGGAUCUUAUGAAGUGACAAAUAAUUGGGGCUGUGCCUUGUGUGGGUUCCUCCCUCCCCCCCACUCUGUGUAUUGUUCAAAUGCUGCAUGAUCUGUUUGCUGAUGCCUCUUCAAUAAAAGCCUUUUUUUAACAAAAA